AUGAUUGUCGGAGGGGAAAUCUACCACGACUUGCACACUGGCAACAAGGUAUUGUUCGGAAAGGUAUCAAUCAAAUCAUUCGAAAUCCCCCGAGUAUGUCACCUCACCACUGUGGACCGAAACUUGGAACAAGCUCUCCAGAAAUUCUGGGAGUUAGAAGCUGUCGAACCGUGUUCUAAGGUCACAACCGAAGAAUAUCUCUGUGAAGAACUGUAUGCCAUUACCACCACUCGCGAUUCGUCGGGUCGUUACGUUGUUUCCUUGCCACUCACCCGCGAUCCGCUCGUCACUCUAGGUAAUUCACGUACCAUUGCCAAACGUUGCUUGUUGAACCUCGAAAGACGUUUUAAGCUAGAUCCAACCACCAAAGAGGCCUACUGUCGCUUCAUGGAAGAAUACGAACGCCUAAACCACAUGGUGAAACUCGUGGAUCCAGUAGACGAAACCCAGCCGCACUGCUACCUGCCGCACCAUCCGGUGUUUAAAGGGUCCAGCACUACCACGAAGAUUCGAGUCGUGUACAACGCGUCUUGCAAGACCUCGUCUGGAUUCUCUGUGAACGACUUACAGUUAGUUGGACCCGUCGUUCAAGAAGAUCUACUGUCGAUCCACAUCCGAUUCCGCAUCCACCAGAUUGCAUUCGUUGCCUACGUGGAGAAAAUGUACCGGCAAAUCCUGCUGAACCCCUCGUGUCGCCGGUAUCAACUUAUCCUCUGGCGUCCCAGCCCAGAUCAACCGAUCGCAACGUACGAAUUACAAACCGUAACAUACGGUUUCGCGUCAGCUCCAUUCUUGGCAACCCGUACGCUCCAACAGAUUGCGCUGGACGCAGCCGUAACAUAUCCAGCCGCAGCCGCGGCAGCUCAGAGAGACUUCUAUGUGGAUGACUUUCUGUCUGGUGCCGACAUUGUUGAAGCCGCAAUCCGCAUUCGCCGUGAGAUGUCCGCCAUGCUAUCAACCGCAAGCUUUCCACAGCGUUUAUGGUCGCUGAAGACCGAUGAAGGAGAUUCCUACGAGUGGGAUCGUCCUUUACCUCCAACUCUCCAAACUGAGUGGAAAGAAUUCCACGGAACACUUGAUACCAUAGCCACUCUCCGCAUUCCACGUUGUGUAUCCUUGGCUAACGCAACCUCAUUCCAACUCCACGUCUUUUCCGAUGCCUCACAGAGAGCAUACGGAGUAUGCUGCUAA
This is a messenger RNA of Sabethes cyaneus, 1191 nucleotides long. RefSeq lists its product as uncharacterized. Lineage: Eukaryota; Metazoa; Arthropoda; Insecta; Diptera; Culicidae. The coding region runs from base 1 to 1191 and encodes 396 amino acids. The transcript is spliced from 2 exons. The record is from RefSeq and is a predicted model, not a curated record.